Coregonus clupeaformis (lake whitefish) is the source of this 1741-nucleotide messenger RNA. It is a transcript of the gene cirsr, whose product is annotated as corepressor interacting with RBPJ, CIR1. NCBI's taxonomy places the organism in Eukaryota, Metazoa, Chordata, Actinopteri, Salmoniformes, Salmonidae. Bases 173 to 1444 code for a protein of 423 amino acids. The record is from RefSeq and is a predicted model, not a curated record. The transcript has 10 exons. Gene Ontology annotation, molecular function: transcription corepressor activity. Gene Ontology annotation, biological process: negative regulation of DNA-templated transcription. Gene Ontology annotation, cellular component: nucleus.
GGAUUAAGGUUAGGUUUAAAAUCACAUUUUAAGAAGAAGAAAUUCUAGAAAUAGGCGGGGUGUAUGACUUUGUGGCUGUGGUAAUUAGUAACGACAGUUUUGUUUUUGUCAGCGCGAUUUUACCAACGUUUCGCAUUUAAUCCCCUAGCUAGCUAACUAAUAUUCUUCAAUCAUGGGGAAGUCAUUUGCUAAUUUUAUGUGCAAGAAAGAUUUUCACCCUGCAUCUAAGUCAAAUAUAAAAAAGGUAUGGAUAGCAGAGCAGAAAUUAACAUUCGAGAAGAAGAAGCAGGAGGACCUCAUGAAUUCUUACCUAAAAGAACAAGACACCUACAACAACAGACUGUUGAUGGGAGAUGAUCGUGUGAAAAAUGGUCUCAACUUCAUGUAUGAAGCUCCACCUGGGGCAGACAAAGAAGAGACCAAAGAGGAAGGUGAAUCAGAAUACAAGUUUGAGUGGCAAAAGACGGCCCCUCGAGAGAAGUAUGCCAAGGAUGACAUGGCUAUUAGGGAUCAACCAUUUGGAAUUCAGGUUCGCAAUGUGAGAUGCAUCAAGUGUCACAAAUGGGGCCAUGUGAAUACAGACAGAGAGUGCCCUCUCUUCGGCCUGUCUGGGAUCAAUGCCAGCGCUGCACCUACAGAGGAAGCAGGUCCGUCGAUGCACCCCUCUGAGUUAAUGGCGGAGAUGCGAAACAGUGGGUUUGCCCUGAAGAAAUGUGUCCUUGGGAGAAAUUCUACUGUUUGUGAUCCAUCGCAGGAGUAUGUCGCCAGUGAAGAAGAGGAGGAUCCUGAGGUUGAAUUCCUGAAGUCAUUGACUACUAAACAGAAAGAGAAGCUCCUCAGGAAACUGGAUCGUCUAGAAAAGAAGGAGAAGAAGAAUGACAAGAAGGGCAAAAAGCAGAAGAAGAAGAAGAAGAGUAAAGGAAAGCAGAAGAAGAAGAAGCAUGAUAGUAGUGACAGCUCCAGUGAAACUAGCAGUGACUCAGACUCUGACAGCAACUCUAAGAGCCAGAAGAAGAGAAAGGACUCCUGUCGUGAUAACACGAAGAGUGAGGGACUAGUCAACAGUAAGACCAAGGCCUCCUCUCACAGGAGCAGGUCACGGAGCCCAACCUCCAGACAGAAACUGCACAAAGACGAUACCAGAGAGGAGAAACAAACAAGGGCUGAGCCAGGCAGGAGCGAGGGCAGAAAGUACAGUCCAGAGAGAAAGAUGAGGAUGGAAGAACGUCAGGAGAGACACAGACACACCAGCAGGGAGAGACAGAGAACCAGCAGCAGCUCCCAGCCUGGCACAGACAGAAUCAGGAACUGUGAGAGAGACAGGGACAGAGGUAAAGACAAGGUUCACAGUAGGGAUGAGGGGAAAAGUAGAAGAGCGAGGAAUAGAAGCAGGAGCAGAGAUGGAGCGAGGGAUAAAGUAGCAAAGGAGAGGAGUAGGAGCUGAGAUCGGGGGAGAGAGAGGGGAGGCGAAGGGAGUAGAAGCAGGAGUACAGGCAGAGGGAGGCAGAAAAGAGCCAGAAGCAGAGAUAGAGCUGAGAAAAAGAGCUGAGCUGUGAGAGUAGACAAUCUUACAAAGUGGGCCAGUGAUAGCCUACCUUUUUAUUUUGCUGGCCUAAACAAAGUGAAUAUUUUUCGACACGAACGUGAAAUGUUUUCAAGGUUUUAUGAUGCUGCUGUUAAUGUCAUUUUUUUCUUAAAGUGUGCUCACUUUAUUAAACAUUAAACAACACUUAGAAACCAA